This is a messenger RNA of Naegleria lovaniensis, 687 nucleotides long. RefSeq lists its product as uncharacterized. NCBI's taxonomy places the organism in Eukaryota, Heterolobosea, Eutetramitea, Acrasida, Naegleriidae. The transcript has a single exon. The coding region runs from base 1 to 687 and encodes 228 amino acids. The record is from RefSeq and is a predicted model, not a curated record.
AUGAGCGCGUCUGGUGAUUCAACAAGUCCCGUCUCAUCAUCGGAAGAAGAAAAUCAACCACAACAUGAAAUGCAAGAUAAUGCCUUCAAGGCAUUGGACAAGCGAUUAAUUGAAACAAUCAAGAAAAAUUAUGGAAAGGAGCUGAUCGGAAAGGACUCGGAACAAUUAACAGAAUUAAUUGAUGAUUACAUGCAAGAUGAUGAGCAGGAUGAAAUAAUUGAAGCUAUUGAUGACGAAGAGGAAGAGCUUGAUCAAGAAAACACAAAAUCCAAUACUCAAAAUCGUACCCGAUUAAUAUUCCGAAAUUACGAUCCUAUGGAUUACAAACUUAAACGGUACAAGAAGAGACACUAUGCAACCCUAGAUCCACACGAAAAAACAUCUAAAUAUUUUGCAUCUCCGAUUGAAGCAACAGAGGUUAUUCUGCGUGAUCAAAUUUCAGGCUUACUCGAGGAAGCAGCAAAGCUACAGAGCUUGGCCGGACUUGAUAAAAUGCUGGAAGGAGAGGAAGACAAUAGCGAUUCGAAUUUGUUAAAACCUAGAAAACUAAAUGAAGACCUCAAGAGACAUAUCAAGGAUCAAAUGGAUUUUCUGGAAAAACAAACAAAUCAAGCACUACGAGAAAUGUUACAGGAACGAAUUGAAGAAGAAGAGGAAGAGGAGGAUGAAGAAGAAGAUAAUGAAUAA